Molecule: messenger RNA, 1447 nt
Organism: Parasteatoda tepidariorum (common house spider)
Lineage: Eukaryota; Metazoa; Arthropoda; Arachnida; Araneae; Theridiidae
Product: mitochondrial tRNA-specific 2-thiouridylase 1
Biological process (GO): tRNA wobble position uridine thiolation
Cellular component (GO): mitochondrion
Molecular function (GO): sulfurtransferase activity
Source: RefSeq, a predicted model, not a curated record
AUCCUUUUCUUAUAAAGCAAAUGUAAACAGUAAAAUUUAUAAAGCAAAUGUAAAUAGUAAAAUUUUACAUGUAAACAAUACUCAAUUGAUAAAAUUAGACAUCAGUCCUGUGCUAGUGAAUAACAAUUUUUUUGUAUACAUAUAUAUUUCUCUCUUUCAAUCUAUGAAGAUUCUUCAGAUCAAGUUUGAAUUCGUCGUAACUGAAUCACUUAAAGCUGUUAAAUAAUGAAGAGAAUUAUAUGUGCAGUUUCUGGUGGUGUUGAUAGUAGUGUAGCUGCUCUUCUUCUUAAAAGACAAGGAUAUGAAGUCAUUGGGGCAUUUAUGAGAAAUUGGGACAUUUCUGAUGAAAAAGGUUUUUGUCAAGCAGAUCUAGACAGAGAAGAUGCUGAGUAUGCUUGUAAAAAAAUUGGCAUCCCUUUUUUUGAAGUGAAUUUUGUUAAAGAAUAUUGGAAUAGUGUUUUUAGCUCACUCAUUCAUGAUUAUAAAAGAGGAUUUACUCCUAAUCCUGACAUACUUUGUAACAAGAACAUCAAAUUUGAUGCUUUUUUCAAACAUGUUCUGCAUCGAUUUCAAGCACAAGCCAUAGCAACCGGUCAUUAUGCCAGAAUAUUAUCAUCUUCUGACAGUUCUAAAAAAAGUAUGAAAACCAAUCAUUUUUUUAGGAUAGUGAUUACAAUGUUAGAAAAAAAAACUGAAAGAAUUUUUUAUAUUUUUUUAGAAUAUAAGCUAUUUAAAGGUGUGGACGAACGGAAGGAUCAAACUUUCUUCUUAUCUCAAAUUCCUAGAUUAGCUCUUGAAAAGUGUCUUUUUCCUUUAGGAGAAAUGACAAAAGACAAAGUAAAAAGUAUAGCUUUAUCUGCUGGAUUAAAUCGUAUUGUGAAGAAGAAAGAGAGCAUGGGUAUGUGCUUCAUUGGUCCUCGAAAUUUUCAGUCUUUCAUAGAUGAAUAUAUUGAACCCCAGAAAGGCUACUUUAGAAAUAUAGAAAAUAACAAAAUAAUUGGACAGCAUAAAGGGGUUCACUGUUGGACAAUCGGUCAAAGAUGUGCUGUUACAGAUAAUUCUAGUGCAUUUUAUGUUGUUGAAAGAAAUGCUGAAACUCAAGAUAUAUUUGUUGCGCCUGGAAGAAAGCAUCUAUCUCUCUUUCAUCAAACUUUAGUCACUGAAAUACCUUAUUGGAUAAAUGAGCCUCCAGUAGAACUUGAAAAGGGUGACUUAUUCCCUUGUGAUUUUCGUUUUCAACACAGGGAGCCUUUAGUUAAGUGUCUUUUGUGGCAAGAUAAUAAAAAGAGACUUCAGAUAUUUUUACAAAAACCGUUACGUGCCCUUACACCUGGACAAUAUGCAGUAUUUUAUCAAGGUGAUGAAUGUCUUGGAAGUGCAAGGAUUCUAUUUAGAGGUCCCUCUUUGUACCAUUUAGAUUCUGUUUACAAUAAAAAUAUCACAUGAU